UUGCUCAACCUUAAGAGCAUCAAAAGACUUGAAAAGACUUGGGACUUGACCGCAUUCGGUACAAGUAUUCUUAUCAUCCCCGGUCACGUGCUGUCUACGGAACCUCGGUUGCGCGAGACGAGCCGAUGGCAAUCCGGAGUUCGAGCCGCCGGUGUUCAGUUACGUCUCCAACUGAGUCCUUCUCUCUGCUUGAACGAUCAUGGUCGCAACAUGAGUUCUGCAAAUUUCGCUGCUGCUCAAAAGCGAGUUUUGGAGCGCCGUCGCCAGCGUGAAGCUGAAACUCGCGCCCGCAUCGCGGAGCAGCAGCGAGCGUCGCGCGUCAACAGAGCUGCUGUGGAGCGGCUCCCAGCUCCCUUGAACAGACUCUCAGGCGCCGGUCUCGCUCUAUGGGAUACAGUCAAGGGGCGGGAAGGAACAAGGCCUGCCUUUCGUGUUGGUCAGGUCGACGCGGAACUUCUGGAUGAGGAGUUGCUGGGACUCUUGAAAGGACAGGUCGGAGAGGCACUGAAAUACUUCGGGCCUCAUGUCCGGGAUGACUGGUCCAGUGAGAUCCAACUUGGGCUGCGCGCUAUUCUCUUCAAGCUCUCUAUAUGGGACCAUAAUGCGUCAUACGGUGCGGCGCUGCAGAACUUGAAAUAUACCGAUAGUCGGAGUCAGGGCCCUGUCUUUUCGCCUCCCACGAAAUGGCAGAAGAUCCUCUAUGGUCUGUUCACGGUUGGCGGUCGCUACGCUUGGGACAGAUGGGAAAGCUGGUUGAUUGACAAGCAAGGUGGUUAUGAAGAGCCUUCAUCGGAAGUGCGGCUAUUAUCGAAGAUUACGGACAUAGUUUCGACGUCGCAUUCCAUCGCGGCAUUUGCCUCCUUCCUUGUCUUCCUAGUGAACGGACGAUAUCGAACGCUCGUCGAUCGGAUACUUCGGAUUCGUCUCACGCCUCCGUCAACUCAGGUUAGUCGUGAGGUAUCAUUUGAAUACCUUAACCGCCAGCUUGUAUGGCACGCAUUUACCGAAUUUCUCUUGUUUCUGCUACCUCUGGUCGGAAUCAGUCGCUGGCGUCGUUGGCUAUCGAGAGCUUGGCACAGAACUGUCUCUAUUCUGAGAGCAAGCGGUGAUGAUGCAGAGGUCCCUGAGAAGCGAGGAGAAUUGGCUUUCCUUCCAGAACGAACAUGCGCUAUCUGUUAUCAGGAACAGAAUCCCACGUCUACAUCGGAGAGUGACGUUAUUGGAAUGUCCGCAGCGUCAGGAGGUAUCAUCGGUUCUGCUCAAACUGAUAUCACAAACCCUUACGAAACUAUACCAUGCGGGUGCAUAUACUGCUUCGUCUGUAUUGCGCAGAAACUGGAAGCCGAAGGAGGUGAAGGUUGGGUCUGCUUGCGCUGCGGCGAGAUCGUAAAGCAGUGCAAGCCUUGGAAUGGCGACGUGUUGGAAGAAGAUCGCCGCCCAGCUGGGAAUGGCAAAAAUGUUGGAUUCAUCUUGGGGCCAAGCCCAGAGGGUGAGGAAACAUCCGAGAAAGCAUCUAACUCGUCCACCGGGACAACAGCGUUCGAAGCAUUAGAUGCAAACGGGGGUCUCCAGGAUUCUGUUCACUGGUCGACCGUCGAGAAAGAGGCCAGUGAAGCUGGAGACGCAGAACAUGAGGAGUCACAAUAGAUGACGCCGGGACAACCAUUCUGGAAAGGUCGUCUACGCAGAAGCUAGCAGCUCUCUCUAGGGCUGGCGCUAAAAGAACAUGUCCACAGCAGGAACUUCAUUCUAGCCGAUACCCUACAAGGUUUGCUUCGAAUAUGGUGAUUGCCCAGGCGGUACACAUAUUAGGCUCCCAAGGAACCAUUCGAGGUAUCAUCACCACAUAUACCAUCCGCAUUGUAUAUCUAUUUCAGUCUUGCAUUCUUCAUGAGGUUUUAUGAAAGUGGCAUUGUUUUCCUUAACGAUCGGACGGGUUUAUUCACGAACGCACAUUUCAAAUGAGGGGAGAGCCGAAUG
This is a messenger RNA of Paecilomyces variotii, 1980 nucleotides long. RefSeq names its product putative peroxisome biosynthesis protein. Gene Ontology annotation, biological process: protein import into peroxisome matrix. The transcript has 3 exons. The coding region runs from base 211 to 1647 and encodes 478 amino acids. Gene Ontology annotation, molecular function: zinc ion binding. NCBI's taxonomy places the organism in Eukaryota, Fungi, Ascomycota, Eurotiomycetes, Eurotiales, Thermoascaceae. Gene Ontology annotation, cellular component: peroxisomal membrane. The record is from RefSeq and is a predicted model, not a curated record.